Sclerotinia sclerotiorum 1980 UF-70 is the source of this 114-nucleotide messenger RNA. RefSeq lists its product with no specific name. The record is from RefSeq and is a predicted model, not a curated record. Lineage: Eukaryota; Fungi; Ascomycota; Leotiomycetes; Helotiales; Sclerotiniaceae. Bases 1 to 114 code for a protein of 37 amino acids. The transcript has a single exon.
AUGGUGGCUUGGUAUGGGUUGAUGAGAGAAGGAGACCUUGGCUUGAGAAUAUUAGUUGAAGAUAACAGGAAUCCACGUAAAAAAGUUACUGCUAUAUCUUCAUCUAGCUUAUAA